AUGGUGGGAAAGGUGAUUGGGCAUGAAGAGUUCGCCUUCAGCGAUGGCGGCUUCCUCCUGGGCGAGGAGCCGCUGCUGGAGCAGGCGCUGCUUCCGCACGAUAUCAAGGCCGCGCUCCAGCUACUCGGGAGGUCGGCCGCCACCAGGACAAGGAGUGGACGUUUGUGUACCCGGUACCCGCUGCAUGAGCCGCCUGAACUGUACAGCCGGAGGGACGACCUGCGGGAGCUACAUAACCUCGCCGGGGUGCCCGAGCGCGCUGGGGUGAGGAAGAGGGCGGGGGCGAAUGUGCCUGCGGAUCACGAUGGAUAG
This is a messenger RNA of Diaporthe citri, 312 nucleotides long. RefSeq lists its product as uncharacterized. The record is from RefSeq and is a predicted model, not a curated record. Lineage: Eukaryota; Fungi; Ascomycota; Sordariomycetes; Diaporthales; Diaporthaceae. Bases 1 to 312 code for a protein of 103 amino acids. The transcript has a single exon.